CUAGUCGAUCAAUGAAAUAGUAAAGAGAGGGAGAGAGAAAGCAUUCCCGACUGCAACUAAAGGAAGCGAUUCCUUUGCUAGUGUCCUACUGCGAAGACCAAGAUCAAAAGGGAUCAGAAUGAAGUUCAUUAUUGGAAUAGGAGGUGUGACCAAUGGAGGCAAGACGACUUUGACGGGAAGACUCAUAAAGAACUUACCAAACUGUUGUGUUGUACAUCAGGAUGAUUUUUUCAAGCCCCAGGAUCAAAUAGAGCUCGGGGAGGACGGCUUUAAACAAUGGGAUGUGAUGACCGCCUUGGACAUGGAUGCCAUGGUGAACACGGUUAAGGGAUGGAUGGAGAACCCGGUGAAGUUUGCACGUUCCCACGGCGUGACUGUCUCCCCCGAAUCUGACGGCUCGGACCCUGAGCGUGAAAUCCACAUACUCAUUAUAGAGGGAUUUCUUCUUUAUAACUACAAGCCUUUGCUUGACGUCUACAGCAAGUGCUACUAUGUGACCAUUCCAUACGGGGAGUGCAAAAGAAGAAGAAGUAUGAGAACUUACACCGUUCCUGACCCUCCUGGUCUGUUCGAUGGCCACGUGUGGCCCAUGUACUUGAAACACAGGCUGGAGAUGGAAAACAGCGGACUAGAUAUCCAAUAUUUGGACGGAAUGAGAACAAAAGACGAGCUCUAUGACCAAGUUUAUGAAGGCAUUCAGAACUCACUGUUGAACGUCUUAUAGCAUCUCUUUAGUUGGAAUGAAGAUGGUGUGUGUAUAGAACUGUAAAUAGCUUCUGCCACUAGACGGAUUUUGUAAAUAAAUACUAACUUAUUUUAAAACGGAUGGCAAAAGCCUGUGAUUUUAUAUUGCUCUAUGUAACUUUGUUUUAUUAAAAACAAGCAUUACUCUCUUGGAUGCCCAGAGACGAACAGUAUAUGGCAAUUAUAAAUUAGCCAAAGCUCUACCAUCUUCAUCUUCAAUCAGAACAGACAUCUGUGUUGUGUAGAAAAGAUCAAACUUUUUAUGAUUUCAGUUUCUGGACUUUGAUGGAGGACUGUAAUGGGAUAAACUAAAUAUUGAAUCAAAUCAUAUAAUAAAAAUGUUGAAAUAAAUAUACAGUAAAUAUGCAUUUCUGUAUGCAUUUCAUUAUUGAUUUAAUUCCCAGUGUAUCAUAUUUUGUGUCAUUUUCAUUCUUCAUAAAAAGAACAUUACACCCUU
Carassius gibelio (silver crucian carp) is the source of this 1201-nucleotide messenger RNA. Its product is annotated as nicotinamide riboside kinase 2. Lineage: Eukaryota; Metazoa; Chordata; Actinopteri; Cypriniformes; Cyprinidae. The coding region runs from base 119 to 724 and encodes 201 amino acids. The transcript is spliced from 8 exons. The record is from RefSeq and is a predicted model, not a curated record. Gene Ontology annotation, cellular component: cytoplasm.